Messenger RNA from Camarhynchus parvulus, 1024 nucleotides. RefSeq names its product G protein-coupled receptor 18 (gene GPR18). The record is from RefSeq and is a predicted model, not a curated record. NCBI's taxonomy places the organism in Eukaryota, Metazoa, Chordata, Aves, Passeriformes, Thraupidae. Gene Ontology annotation, biological process: phospholipase C-activating G protein-coupled receptor signaling pathway; positive regulation of Rho protein signal transduction. Gene Ontology annotation, molecular function: G protein-coupled receptor activity. The coding region runs from base 1 to 966 and encodes 321 amino acids. Gene Ontology annotation, cellular component: membrane. The transcript has a single exon.
AUGACACCAGAAAACUCCCACCCAGAAGAAUACAGGAUUGCAUCACUGGUCUUCUACAGCUUUGUGUUCACAGUGGGACUGUUGGUGAAUGCCACUGCACUAUGGGUUUUCAGCUGCACUACCAAGAAGAGAACAACUAUAACUGUAUAUAUGAUGAACGUUGCAUUACUUGACCUGUUUUUUAUCUUUUCCCUGCCUUUUCGGAUAAUCUACCACGGGACAGAAGUGUGGCCUUUUGGAGAUACGUUCUGCCGGAUCCUUGGGGCUUCCACCGUGUUUUAUCCAGCCAUUGCUCUGUGGCUGCUCGCUUUUAUCAGCGUAGACAGAUUUAUGGCUAUUGUCCAGCCCAAACAUGUCAAAGAACUAAAAAAUACAAAAAAAGCUGUGCUGGCUUGCACUGGAAUCUGGAUAAUGACCCUCUCAACAACAUCCCCAUUGGUGUUUUUACGAUCUGAUCCAGACCAAGCCUCAAAUUUCACCACGUGCAUGAAAAUGCUUGAUAUCAUCCAUUUAAAGGAAGUAAAUACACUGAAUUUUUGUCGCUUGAUUUUUUUCUUUUUGAUCCCCUUGUUUAUCAUGAUGGGGUGUUACCUAGUCAUUAUUUAUAAUUUUAUUCACGGCAAGACUUCCAAACUGAAGCCUAAGGCCAAGGAGAGAUCCAUAAGAAUUAUAGUUACUCUGAUUGCUCAGGUACUCAUCUGCUUUGUACCUUUCCACAUUUGCUUUGCCUUCCUGAUGCUGCAAGAUGAAAAUACAAGUUACAAUCCCUGGGCAGCCUUUACCACCUUUCUCAUGAAUCUCAGCACAUGCUUGGAUGUUAUACUGUACUACAUUGUUUCCAAACAAUUCCAGGCAAGAGUCAUCAGCGUAAUCCUUUAUCGCAAUUACCUUCGAAGUGUGCGCAGGAAAAGUUUUCGAACUGGAAGUGUAAGAUCACUCAAUAAUAUUAACAGUGAAAUGAUAUAAAAAGAGAAAAAAUGUCAGGGGACUUUUACAAUGCAAACAAGGGAUUCUUUUUCCAAUU